Brassica rapa (field mustard) is the source of this 788-nucleotide messenger RNA. RefSeq names its product 60S ribosomal protein L12-2. Gene Ontology annotation, molecular function: structural constituent of ribosome; large ribosomal subunit rRNA binding. Gene Ontology annotation, biological process: translation. The record is from RefSeq and is a predicted model, not a curated record. Gene Ontology annotation, cellular component: cytosolic large ribosomal subunit; ribosome. Lineage: Eukaryota; Viridiplantae; Streptophyta; Magnoliopsida; Brassicales; Brassicaceae.
UUCUUCAAAACCCCAUCUUCUUCUUCUUCAAGCAAGCGCCUCCUCGAGAAGAAGAAACCACCAAAAGACAGCCAUGCCGCCGAAGUUGGACCCAAGCCAGAUCGUUGACGUGUACGUCCGCGUAACCGGAGGAGAAGUCGGAGCAGCGAGUUCUCUAGCCCCCAAGAUCGGUCCGCUCGGUCUCGCCCCCAAAAAGAUCGGAGAAGACAUCGCGAAAGAAACCGCCAAGGAGUGGAAAGGCCUACGCGUCACCGUCAAGCUCACGGUGCAGAAUCGUCAGGCUAAGGUCACGGUGGUUCCGUCGGCGGCGGCGCUGGUGAUCAAGGCGUUGAAAGAGCCGGAGAGAGACAGGAAGAAGGUGAAGAACAUCAAGCACAACGGCAACAUUUCGUUCGAUGACGUGAUCGAGAUCGCGAGGAUCAUGAGGCCGAGAUCUAUCGCAAAGGAGCUGAGUGGGACCGUGAGGGAGAUUCUCGGGACUUGCGUGUCUGUUGGGUGUACGGUUGAUGGGAAAGAUCCCAAGGAUAUUCAGCAGGAGAUUCAAGAAGGUGAGGUUGAGAUUCCUGAGAAUUGAGGAUAAAACGGAGAAGUGUUUGUGUUCGGUUCUGUGUUUUUAUUUAGCUUCUAUGUUUCGGUUAAGAACAAGUCAGUUUUGGUUUUGUUGUUUUGUCGUAUGCUGUGGUUUGCUACUUUUGAUGAUCACUUUUAAAUUGAAAUGGUUGAAACUUUGGCCUAGGAAUCGAAAUGGUAUUGCAGCAGCUUUUUGUUGCAAGACUACUUACAAUGUU